AUGUAUCACGUUUUAAAAAAAAAGUGUGAAUCGUACACAGGAUUCGAACAACUGCGAAGAGAUCAUCGAAUUGCGUCAAGUGACUUCCUGCGAAGAACGCCGGGAACCAAUGAAGGAGAUGAGGAACGUCUUCUGUCUCUCCAAGCGGAAUUCCAAGGCAAGUCCACUCGGGAAGCAGUCCAGCUUGGCAUGGGCGAUCUUUCAACUCGUAUUUUGCGUGGAAAGGAUGAAGUUCUACAAAUACACCUGGCGGGGGAGAGCCAGGCGGAAGUCCGAGACUGGAUGAAGACGAUUCGGGAUGCCCUUCGGUCCUUGCAUCGAUCCCAGAGUCUGGAACGUCUCCCUCUGUCCACAGCUCCCAAUACCGAGGAACAGCUCUUUCUUGAGUCCAAGAGACAGAGGUGCCGGAUGACAGAGGCGCGGAACAGGAAUUCCAUCUACGAAUAUCCGUCCAGCGAGGAGGAAGACCGAGACGGAUCGGGAGAUCACGAGAGGCCUUCUCCCGCCAGGAUCUUCUACAGCCUUCCUCACCUUCACGUCCAACACAACCUGCUCAAAUCGAGUUCUGGUGACAGGGAGCCCAUAGGUCAGGAACUGAUGGGGCAUUUAGAUGUCUGCAUCGCUGUCAUCCGUCAAGGAGGACUCAGGGAGUCGGUGGAAUACCUGACGUCCGCCCUCGAAGUAAUAAGGGAAGGACUUUCGAGGCUCAACUCCGAAUUGAAAGGGAUUGAAGAUGUGAAAAGGGAUCUUUCCCUCGUGCAAAGGAACCUGACUCAUUUGGAUGUCGGGACCAGGGAGCUCUGCACUCGAUGCCAGGCUUCCGCCUCCGAGAUCCACAAAAUCAAACAGUUGGAGAACAUAGGCGACAUCUAA
Molecule: messenger RNA, 873 nt
Organism: Darwinula stevensoni
Lineage: Eukaryota; Metazoa; Arthropoda; Ostracoda; Podocopida; Darwinulidae
Source: the annotation of a GenBank genome assembly